This is a messenger RNA of Pelodiscus sinensis (Chinese soft-shelled turtle), 8257 nucleotides long. It is a transcript of the gene CSRNP3, whose product is annotated as cysteine and serine rich nuclear protein 3. NCBI's taxonomy places the organism in Eukaryota, Metazoa, Chordata, Testudines, Trionychidae. Gene Ontology annotation, molecular function: DNA-binding transcription factor activity, RNA polymerase II-specific; sequence-specific DNA binding. Gene Ontology annotation, cellular component: nucleus. The record is from RefSeq and is a predicted model, not a curated record. Gene Ontology annotation, biological process: regulation of transcription by RNA polymerase II.
CUGCUCAGCAAGCAGUAGGUAAUGAGUCUUUGUGCAGAGUGAAGCUCUUGUCGCUGAACAAUAAAGCAUAUGGUACCAGCAAUAAAACACAGUGCUGGGAAAUUUAAGAAGAUUCUGUUGGAAGUAGGAAGACAGUGAAUAUGUCAUAUGUUAUAAAAUGAUAAUCAAUCUAUUUUGGUUCCUAAUUAAUAAAAAGAGUGCAUGGAUUGGAAAAACAACAAUUUGAACAGGUACAUGUGACAGCAUUGCAGCUAUGAGUGGAAUUUUAAAGAGGAAAUUUGAAGAAGUUGAUGGCUCUUCACCCUGCUCCUCCGUACGAGAAUCUGAUGAUGACAUUUCUAGCAGUGAAAGUGCUGACAGUGGCGAUAGUGUCAAUCCAUCCACUUCUAAUCAUUUUACCCCUUCAUCUAUCCUGAAGAGGGAGAAGCGGAAGAGAACAAAAAAUGUUCAUUUUAACUGUGUUACCGUGUACUACUUCACAAGAAGGCAAGGCUUCACUAGUGUCCCAAGUCAAGGAGGAAGCACACUGGGCAUGUCCACUCGUCACAACAGUAUGCGCCAGUACACCCUUGGAGAAUUUGCAAUGGAACAGGAGAGGCUUCAUCGAGAGAUGUUGAGAGACCAUCUAAGGGAGGAGAAACUUAACUCUUUAAAACUGAAGAUGACAAAGAAUGGUACAGUGGAAUCUGAAGAUGCUAAUACUCUAACACUUGAUGAUAUUUCUGAUGAUGAUAUUGAUUUAGACAACACAGAAGUAGAUGAAUAUUUCUUUCUACAACCCCUACCAACAAAAAAACGAAGGGCAUUGCUGCGAGCCUCUGGAGUAAAAAAGAUUGAUGUGGAAGAAAAACACGAGCUGCGGGCUAUCCGCCUCUCCAGAGAGGAUUGUGGCUGUGACUGCCGAGUGUUCUGUGAUCCAGAAACUUGUACCUGCAGCCUUGCAGGCAUAAAAUGUCAGGUGGAUCGUAUGUCUUUUCCAUGUGGUUGCACUAAAGAAGGGUGCAGCAAUACAGCAGGUAGAAUUGAAUUUAACCCCAUCCGUGUACGGACUCACUUUUUGCAUACAAUAAUGAAGCUUGAAUUGGAGAAAAAUAGAGAGCAGCCAGUCACUCCACUGAAUGGUUGCCACACUGAGGUAAGUGCUCACACUAGUUCUAUGAGUACAGCACCCCACGCAGUAGAAUAUUCACUUGCAGAGAAUUUUGAGAUUGACGCUGACCCUCAGGCUGCAGUGAUGCACCUGCAGUCUGCUGAAGAUUUGGAUUGUCCUGGAGAAGAGGAGGAGGAGGAGGAGGAAGAUGGUAGUAGCUUUUGUAGUGGAGUUACAGAUUCUAGUACAAGUUUAGCACCCAGUGAAUCCGAUGAUGAGGAUGAGGAGGAGGAGGAGGAAGAAAAAGCAGAUGAAUUUGUGGAAGGCUUGGGGUCCCAUGCCGAUGUGGUGCCUCUUCCUUCUGUCCUUUGCUAUUCUGAUGGAACUGCAGUGCACGAAAGCCACUCUAAAAAUGCCUCAUACUAUGCUAACUCUUCAACACUGUAUUACCAAAUAGAGAACCAUGUCCCUGGCAGUAAUAACCAGAUCGCUGAGACCUUUUCAGAAAGGGACAUGGUUAAAAAUAGUAGUCUUUCUCUGGUGCCUUAUAAUAUGACUUCAGAGCAGUUUGUUAACUACACACGGCAAUCAGAUGAAAGUUACAGCAGUUCUCAUUAUCCUUCUGCAAACCCCUCUGUGAUAGUAUGCUGCUCCUCUUCGGAAAGUGAUAACAGUGUUCCAUGUAAUAGUUUAUACACUGAACAUAGGCCAAGCCACCCUCAAGUGGAAUUUCACUCAUACUUGAAAAGUACCUCUCAAGAUGGAUUUGUUUCAGCUUUGAAUGGUGAUAGUCACAUACCAGAGCAAGCUGCUGAGAACUCUAUAAGCCUUUCGGAAAAGAGCAGACUGCAUGAAGAGUGUAUCAAAUCAUCUGUAGUGGAAACCGUACCUGUUUAAUUUAUUAAGAUAUUCUAGGACUGAAUCCCUUUAUUUAAAUGCACUCCAAUUGGAUUUCCUAGAAUCAUAAUUUUUUAAGCUGUGGACUAAGAAAUCUUGGACUGUGGUUAAUGUUCCAGACACAUUGUUUUUUUCUUUCAAGCAACAUGGCCGUGACAUUGCACAAAAACAGUUCAUGUAAAGAUUAAAAGCAGAAAUCAAGCUGUCUUUUGAUAGAAAAUGUAUAAAUUAAAAAUAUGUACAUAUUUCAAAGUAGCCUACCUGUCACACUGUGUGAAAUCUGCCAAGCUAUCUGAAUCAAAGCUUUGUGGUUUUGAUUGUUGGGCCUGUGCAAGAUUGUUAAAUGAUACUUUGAAAUAAUCGUGUUAAGAGUCCUAAAUUUUCAACAUAUCUGAAAAAGAUAGUGACUUUUUAUGUAAAAGUAAUUAAUGUAUGAAAAAGAUUUAAGUGUUCUGUACUGUAUUUUAUUUAUGGUAGUUAAGUACUCAUGUCUGAUAAAAAUGAACAGAACGUUCAUUUGAAUUGAAGAUCCAUAGCUAGUUCUGCAGAGCAUGCCCACGUAAAUUUUAUCUGGCAUACCAUAUACACUUUUAUAACUUCUCCUAGCAACUGAUCUUAAAAUAUAUACUUUAAAAUUACUGGAUCUGUUUUUACUGUUUUUGACAGACAGAUCUGUUGGUAAGGGGCAUUUAUAUUUUGUAUAAAGGUGAAAGAUAGGACAAUCGUCUUUUAAUGUUUGAAUCAAUGACAACCCACAGUUAACUCCACCUACAGAAAAUUUGAUGUUGUGUAUAAGGACAAAGCAGUAAUUUAUAAACUUGCACAGCACCUUUUAGUCCCACAAAUAUUCAGCUUACUAAUGCACUUUAGUGCCAUUUUGCAGUACCUCAUUAGUUGUGAGAACUGUGAACUAUUUCGGAGAUAUGCCAUAGCUCCAGAUUGUGAGAUCUAUAUAAUAGACAGGCAUCUUAAAUUCAUUGUAAUAAAACAGUUAUAAGUUUUCCCAAGCCAGUUUAUGGAUGCUUAUAUAAGUAAUUAGUAAGAGCAGUGUGAGUCUGUUAGGUCAAAUGAAACAUGGAAAACAAUUUAAGUUUUUUCUAUGUAUUUAGCAAUCUGUACAAAAUAACAGCCUGAUCCAGAGCCCAUUGAAGUCAGUCAGUGGGUUUUUGAUCAAACCCUAAAAGUACGAAGUCAUUUAAUUACGCUGAUAAUAACAGUAUUAGUACCAGAAUCUGUACAUUCAACUAGGAUUCUAGUGUCAGAAGUUUUAUUUGAAGUUUUAUAUGUAGGUAAAUUCUAAUGCCUUGCACCCAUCAUCCAUUACCUGAUUUUCUUUUUUACUUUUUAAAAGGGACAGUAAGAAAUACAACACAAUCUACAUGCCAACCUUUGAAUUAUAUGAACUUUGUUUUUCUGAAGAAAAACUUUCAGCAGUUCAUUUCCUGCACCUUUGUUAGAUAUACCUCACUGUGCAUUACCUUAUUUCAAAAUACUGUACAAUAGGACAGUGACACUGUUUUGAUAUUUUUGUCCUUCUGCCAAUGUUGAAGUAUCAUUUUAUGUCUGUUAGUUUGAAACAAUUUAUUUUCUGUCAAAUUACAUCAUCUGCUGUUUAAUAUUUAUCUCUAUCAAAUUUAGUUGUUUUAGGGGUAUGGAUGUAAGCAUAUUGUAGAUUCCAACACUGUACCAAUUACUCUUCUACUGAGUGGCUCUUUAUAAUGUCAGCUGCACUAUUCUAGGUAGGAAAAUUACCAUGCUAAAAAGAUGUUCUCUGAAAAAAUGUUGUGACUUAAUGGCUCUUUUUUAUGAAUCCUUUGCACACCAUUUCAGGUGAGUUUUUUUUACACUAAAUUGGCAAAAUAUUUUGAUAAUUUUCCACAUAACAUAAGGGAGUUGUUUUGUUUAUUUGUUCCCACAUUAAUUCAUGAAUGCCUUCACUGGUAUUCCUUUGAGAUAUAAGCUCUGAUAGAAAAAGAAUGGCAUACUUCCUAUCUCCUGGGAAAGUGCAGCCCACUUUGAUUUGCUGUCUAUAGUAGCCAUUCUAGCAAUUCAUCUGUUCCUCUUGUUUGCUGCAGAGACUUCUUUUCUUCCCCCAAGGGUGCAUACUCAGUUAAGAUAGGUGUUCUUAGCUUUUAUGCCUCAAACAGUUUUCUUUAUUUUCAAAGAGAAUCAUAAUUUGACACAUUUGAUAAAGAGUAUUAAGUUGUGUCAUAACAGGGCUCUCAUAAUUUAUAGAGUGUCUGUAACAAAUCACUGGCUAGGCAGAUGUUUACACAUCAUGGAAAUCUGGCACAAGCCAGAGCAGCCACAAAAGCACAAACCUCUAGCUGUAACAGAUUCUUAAUUUCAAUGUGUAUUGGCCACUAGCAGGAGACAUAAUUAUGCACAUUUAACCAAUGGAUUAUGUUCAGGUUAAAAAAAAGAUUUUUAACUUCAUUAUUUGCCCUGUUAUGGAGCAAAUUAUGGAGAAAUUAUUUUCUUAGUCUGUAACUUUCCACAUAGAGAAGUAAUUAUGUAAAACACAUCUCAAAAAGCUGUAACGUAACAGCUACUAUUACAGAUUGCGCCUCCUAAAUCUGGGACUCUCUUGUCUGGGAACAUCUGUGGUCUAGCAGGGCCAUGGAUAUUGCUGAACCAAAGAUACCCAGAGGCUGGAGCGGGAGCCAGCUGGAGAACACAGGGCUGGGGAGCCCUGGCUGGGCCACUGGUUAUAGCAGCACAGGAAACAGCAUUGAUGGAGCAGGGAUGGGAGGCACUUAGGGGAAGAGGUGGGGUGGCUGGGUAGCCCCAUGGCUGGCAGCAGAGCUCUCAGCCUGUGCUGCUUCACCACCAAGCUGCACUCCCAAGCCCUGGCUGCCUGCCAAGGGAUUCCACAUCCUCAAGCCACUUCCCCAAGCACUCCGUCCCCCUCGGCCCACUUUUCCUCUCCUCCCUCUUUGAACUUGAAUUUUGCAAAUCAGCUAUUUGUGGCACAAUUUCUGCAAGGGAGGGGAAGGGUUAGUGAGUGCAAAGCCUCGGGCUUUCACCCCUGAGUUCUCCAGCCCUCCAGCACCCACAAAUGCCUGACCACAGAUGUUGCCGGACAAGGGAAGUUCAGAUUAUAGAUUUGGGAAGCCCAGACAAGGGAAAUCUAGAUUAUAGUCCGGAUUAUAGUUCAACCUGGAUUAGAAAUAAACUCUUGUGGCAGGAGCUAUGUUUAUAGUCUCAGAAGACAAGCAACAAGAGACAUGGGGACAGGGAGGUAAUUGAAGAAAUGUUUGCUAUCCUAUUUUCCACAACUAAAGUUGGGAGCAAUUAUGAGGAGUCAGAGGUUAUAGUAUCUGGCGUAAAGAUAGUAUGGCAGUUUUUAACUUCCUUUAAUUAUACAUGAUUACAUUGUUUUGCAAAUACCAGCACUGCUUUGGUCAACUCUCUCACCCCCAGCACUUCUCUAGUCAGACUUUGCUCUCAUGAUUUUACCACCAUGCACAUUCCAAACAGAUCUCGCUUGCCUUUUGCCCAGAGUCCAAAGCCUUGUCUACACUGGAAAGGGCUUUUGUGACAUAGCUUUGUCAGUUACAGGUAGAAAAAGUAAUCAACUCACAUGUAGCUGGGCUAGCAAACUUUUAAAGUGUAGAUCAGGCCUUAGAAAUCAGAGGUGAGUCAAGAAUACUUCCACUUUGUCAUCCUUUAAUGUUUAAUUUGGAGGAAAAGAUGCUAUUGGCUUAAGGCACUGCUUUUUAGCCUGUGGUUCAUGAACCCCUAAGCUAUUCACAGACUGUAAGAUUUCCAGAGGGAUCUGCACCUUCAUUUGAAAUUUUUUAGGAGUCCGCACAUGAAAAAAGCUUGAAAACCAGUGACUUAAGGAAAAGCUCUGUUUAGUAGUUUGGUAAACCUUGGGAUUUGUGAGUGCUUUUCAAUCUCCUUCCCUUGGCUACCCUCUAAUAAGACAUAAUGGGGAAGAUAAUGCCCUACUGCUCAGUUAAUUAAGUAAUAUAUUUCUUGUGUUGGUUUCACUUUUGUGAACCUUAUUUCAAUGGUGUUAAAUUACAAAUAGCCAUGUGUGUCUUCUGUAGAUUUGGCAUGUCAUUUGUUGACACAUUUACAUUAAUACUUGGGCUCCAUUCCUUGUUUGUGCUUUAAAAGCUUUACAUCCAUAAGGUACAUGAUAUCCGGUAUUACUCAUUCACAAAGAACAGGAUAGUUUUGAAAGUUAUUCUGAAAACUGAGACAAGGUGGGUGAGGUAUUGAUAGUUAUUGAACCAACUUCUGUUGGUGAAAGAGACAAGCUUUUGGGCUAAACAAAGCUCUUCCUAAUGUGCUGAAGAACUGUCCUGAAGAGGAGCUCUGUACAGGUCAAAAGCUUGUCUCUCUCACCAACAGAAAUUGGUCCAAUAAAAGAUAUUCCUUCACCUACUUUGUCUCAGCAAUAUCCUGGCACCAGCACAGUGACAAAAACACUACAGGUAAUCUGUAACCUGGGGACAAUGCUUUUUUUUGGAAAUGUGUUCCUAGUACUCUUUCUUCCUCCUAACGAUUUAUGCACUAGUAACCCUAAAACAUUUCCUUGUAUAACAAAAGAAUUUGCACACUGGAGAUCAGUAAAAACAGCACAUAGAUCUGACUGCAUUUUUCCCCCAAUGAAGUAAAGCUUGCCUCUCUUGGAAGAUACAACCAACUAGUUUGCUUACUAAGCUUUAACUGAAGGUAAAUGUGAAGCUAGAAAUUUGCUGGCAGAAUUAUGGCAAUUGAAGUUGCUUGCAAGGAGCUCCUGGUGCCUGGAACAUUCACUUAAAAAGAGAAUUGUCCAGGGGGAAAAAUGCAAGUUAUCUAACAUGUUAUUGUUUUUCAUAGAAAAUCUCUGAUUACAUGUUGGACAGUUGAAUAAAUUUAUUAUUUAAAAUUAUUAUUGAUAAAGACUGCCAUUUAAAAUUACUAAUUCUUUGUUGAGUUCUAACAAUAGUAGUUCUAUUUGUACCUUUUACAUUUGCCUGAGGUCGAGUUGUGAUCAGUUAUCAACAAACAACAUUCACACCUGCAAAUCUAUUGUUUCAAGAAACCUGUUUAUUAAUAGUUAUAUUUGGCUCAGUCCUCCCAGUGAUUUGUUAGAGAGGUCUGAGUUUCUUUAAAUGUCAUAAUACUGUUUGUAAUAACAUGCUACAAAAUGUCUAGUAUUCAUGAUUUUGUUGCUCACUGAAAUGCUAAUAGAUUAGGGCCCAAAAGCUCUAUUUAAUUUUGUGUGGCCUGCUUCAUCACAUGUCUUGAGAAGUACAUUCACACAACACUCAGCUGGGAAAAGACUCUUCAGUAAACCAAACCUGUUUGUUAUAGGUUACAUAAAGAUCUCAGCAAGCCAGAGAGUUUAUUUUGCCAUGGUUUUUAAUAUUUAAAGUUGUGUUUGGCAUUGUGGGAGGCAGCCUUGCGUAGCAGAGCACUGGACUGGGAUUUAAGCGACCCUACAUUCUAUUCUUAGCUCCGCCACUGGCUUGUUACGUGGCUUUGGAUAAGUUAUGUUACUACUCUGUGCUUCGGUUUCCCUCUUGUAAAAUGGGGGUGAUAGUACUGAGUCUUGACUCUGCUUUUUCACCCCAAUACACUGCCCAGCAUAUCUGGGCCAGGGCAAAGGAGGAAGUCAUAUGCUACUGGUAUGGAUCACUAGCAGAUUCCUGCCUCACUGAAGCAAGGGAAGAGCCAGUCAGGGUAAUAAUUAUGACUCUGGCUCAAUUCUUUUCCUGCACUGCUCUGGGGCAGUGCAGCAGUGUACCACUCCUUACUCAGAGCUAGAAGGAGAGAGAUAAUCUGGCCUACUGUUCUGAUUUAAGAGAAUCUGCUGAAUAAAGAUGGGUUAAUGAUAGUGCUCUACAUUGAGACCUUGUGACCUGGGCUUGAUUGCUGCUCUAAUUGUUUCAUUUCCUGGAUCAUUCAGGACUGAAGGCUGAAUACCAUGGGGAUGAUAAAAAAGCCAAAAUCCUCAGGUCUUAGUCAGGGAUGUGCAGCUCCCCUGGUGGGGCCAAAGAGUUAAAUAUAGCCGUUAUUGUGCUUGCAAAUCAUUUGAUGUAAAAUAUUAAUAGGAAUAAAUGGUAGACUUAACUCAGAUGAUACUAUAGUCCAUAGAAUUUAUUUCUAAAAUAUAAAGUCUGAGCAGUAUUUUUUUACAAUUAAUAGUAGAGAACUACUAUUAAAUUGUUUCUUAAAUUCUCAAAGUUUCCAACGUCCUUUUUUAAAAAAUGCACUUUGUUUAGUUUUGCUACCCAGUGAUCAGUUGACAUGCUAAUUAACAAUUCUCUUCUU